AUGGAGAACUUGAUCUCAGCGAACACAACAUUCACUAUGGAUUGUCUGAGAAAAACUCUCUUGUUCCUACUCUCAUGCACGGCGAUUCUGCUAAGUAACAACAUCGUGUCAGCUACAAAGGUUGGCUUAAACUACGGCCUUCUCGGAGACAACCUCCCGCCUCCUCCUCAGGUCAUCAACCUCUACAAGUCCAUUGGCAUUACCAAAGUCCGUAUCUUCGACCCAAACACCGAUGUUCUUAAUGCCUUACGUGGCCACCACGACAUUGGAGUCACCGUAGGCGUCAAGGACCAAGACUUGGCUGCUCUUUCAGCCAGCGAAGAAGCUGUUAACGGCUGGUUCGCUACCAACAUCGAGCCUUACUUAACCGACGUCAACAUCACGUUCAUUACCGUAGGUAACGAAGUCAUCCCUGGACCACUCGGAUCUCAAGUGCUUCCCGUCGUGAAGUCUCUCACCAACCUCGUCAAAUCUAGGAAUCUUCCUAUCUCCAUAACCACCGUUGUCUCUAUGGCUAACCUCGGACAGUCCUACCCACCUUCCUCCGGAACGUUCACGUCCCUGGCGAGUGAACAACUCACACCGGUUCUGAAGUUCUUGUCUGAAGGAAGCGUCCCAAUCCUCGUCAACAUCUACCCUUACUUCCCUUACGCAACCGACCCGGUGAACAUUCAUCUCGACUACGCCGUUUCCAAGAGCGAGGCCGUCGUGGUCCAAGAUGGACCAUUGGGGUAUUCAAACAUGUUUGAUGCAAUGUUCGACGCGUUCGUGUGGGCAAUGGAGAAGGAAGGCGUGAAGGAUUUACCAAUGGUGGUGUCUGAGACCGGGUGGCCGUCCGCUGGAAACGGGGAGCUUACCACGCCGAAUAUUGCAGCUACUUAUAAUGGAAACUUUGUGAAGCAUGUAGAUAGCGGCAAAGGGACACCGAAGAGGCCUAACAGUGGCGUCGAGGGGUUUCUGUUCGCUACUUUUAACGAGAAUCUGAAACCAGCUGGGACUGAACAACACUUUGGGUUGUAUGAACCAACUGAUAUGAAGCCCGUGUACAAGUUGUUUUGA
This is a messenger RNA of Raphanus sativus (radish), 1059 nucleotides long. Its product is annotated as probable glucan endo-1,3-beta-glucosidase BG4. Gene Ontology annotation, molecular function: hydrolase activity, hydrolyzing O-glycosyl compounds. NCBI's taxonomy places the organism in Eukaryota, Viridiplantae, Streptophyta, Magnoliopsida, Brassicales, Brassicaceae. The record is from RefSeq and is a predicted model, not a curated record. The coding region runs from base 1 to 1059 and encodes 352 amino acids. Gene Ontology annotation, cellular component: plasma membrane. The transcript has 2 exons. Gene Ontology annotation, biological process: carbohydrate metabolic process.